This is a messenger RNA of Macadamia integrifolia, 1114 nucleotides long. Its product is annotated as transcription factor MYB1-like. NCBI's taxonomy places the organism in Eukaryota, Viridiplantae, Streptophyta, Magnoliopsida, Proteales, Proteaceae. The record is from RefSeq and is a predicted model, not a curated record. The transcript has a single exon. The coding region runs from base 142 to 894 and encodes 250 amino acids.
UGUACAUAUCUCCUCCUCGCUCCUUCCCAUCCCCAUCUCUCCUCUAAGCCUUUCUCUCUCUAUAUAUAGAGAUUUGUUAAAAAGAGCUUAACCGUUCUUGGCAAAGGCUGAGCAGGUUUAGGUUUAGAUUCAGGUUCAGCCAUGGAAGCAAUUAAUAACACUCGUUCUUCUUCUUCUUCUUCUUCUACAUCUUCAUCUUCUUCCUCGGACUCUACUUCUUAUGGUUCUUCUAAACAACCAGACAGAUCAGAGGGAGAUACGAAGAAAUCGGAGAGGAUCAAAGGGCCAUGGAGUAACGAAGAAGACAAGAUCCUAUCUCGUCUAGUCGAACGACACGGCGCACGAAACUGGUCUCUGAUAAGCCGUUACAUACCGGGUCGGUCAGGUAAGUCUUGCCGGCUCCGGUGGUGUAAUCAGCUCAGCCCCAAUGUCGAGCACCGACCCUUUUCUCCGGCUGAGGAUGAGACUAUCUUAGCUGCUCAUGCCAAAUAUGGAAAUAGAUGGGCCACCAUUGCUCGGUUACUCCCCGGUCGGACCGAUAAUUCUGUGAAGAACCAUUGGAACUCUACGCUUAGGAGGAAGCAGAGAGAAGUUGUGGCGGAGGGAGACAGUAGUGGUAGUGGUAGUGGGACGAGUCGGGGGUUUGGGUGUUUGUCGUCGACGCCGGUAGAGGUGGAGCCGGUGACCGCGUUGACGCUGGCGCCGCCCGGGGUGGGUUGUGUGGCGCCGCCGGAAAGGCAGAUUGGAAUGGAGAAUAUGCCGGCGGGUUUUUGGGAUAUGAUGAGGGAUGUGAUUGCUAGGGAGGUGAGGACUUAUGUGACGGCUUCCUUGUCUGAAACAGCAACUCCUGGGACUGGGCUUGGGCUUGGGCUUGGGCUUUCUUGGAAUGGCUGAGACUUGAGGGUUCCACAGCUGGUUUUUUUUUUUUUUGGGGGGGGGGGUGGGGGUGGGGGGUGUUUGCUAUUUAUCGAUUUUAAUUAAAUGGUACUUCUUGAUAUCUUUGAAAGCAAAAUAACAGCUUUCUUUUGCAAAGCCCCAACUAUAAAAUAUUGGCUUCAUGAAUCAUAUGGUAUAUAUUGGUUCUAAAAUUGUUCACAUUUGGCCAAUUUAACUA